AAUCAUGGAAACAUCAAGGCUAGAGGAAAUCUCUAAGACAGACAUGAACAGAACAUUUCCAGAUAAUGUGAAGUUCCGCAAAACAGCUGAUCCAUGUUUGCAGCACUCGCUCUACAACAUCUUGGUGGCUUAUGGGCAUCAUAACAAAGCAGUAGGAUAUUGUCAGGGCAUGAACUUCAUUGCUGGAUACCUGCUGCUUAUUACAAAGAGUGAAGAGGAGUCCUUUUGGCUGCUGGAUGCUCUUAUUGGAAGGAUAUUGCCUGAUUAUUACAGUCCUGCAAUGCUGGGCCUGAAAACGGAUCAGGAAGUCCUCGGAGAACUUGUGAAAAUGAAAGUUCCAGCUGUGGCAGAGCUGAUGGAAAGACAUGGAGUCAUGUGGACCUUAGUGGUGUCACGCUGGUUUAUAUGCUUGUUCAUUGACAUUCUUCCAGUAGAGACUGUGCUCCGAAUAUGGGAUUGCUUGUUCUAUGAAGGGUCAAAGAUCAUCUUCCGUGUGGCCUUGACACUGAUUAAGCAACACCAAGCUCUGAUUUUGGAAGCCACGAAUUUCCCUGACAUCUGUGAAAAGUUCAAGCAGAUCACCAAAGGAACAUUUGUAACAGAGUGUCACACCUUCAUGCAGAAAAUCUUCACAGACCCUGGUAGCUUGUCCAUGGCAACGGUCAACAAGCUCCGAGAGACCUGCAGGGAGAAGGUGCUUUCUCAGGGAUGACUCCCCCAGUGUUCCCAGGUGGUCAGACACUCCAGCAGUCGACACAUUCCUCCUUUUGCACUGACUCAACACACUUCAAGCUUUCCAUGAGUUAAUUGACACUUGACCAAUUUUUCCUGCCUUUCAAGUAAGUGUGUAACACUCUGUACUGUAUGUCAGACUCGGUAACUGGAGCUGGUUGUUUUGUUAGUGUUUGUGGGUGGUGUGUUGUUUUUAUUUUUUUUAAAGGAUUAAAGUGUUUCCAGAAGUAGAAUGUGUGAUCAGUGUCAGGACACUUCUUUUAAACAAACAGUCCCAGGGCAUUUUGUAAUGUUAAAACAGGUGUAUAAAGUCCAUAUUGCUGUAUUAACUGUGACACACAACUUCCCUUUGUACCAAAUAAAUUAAUUUUAUUUGUCA
This is a messenger RNA of Acanthisitta chloris (rifleman), 1111 nucleotides long. RefSeq names its product growth hormone-regulated TBC protein 1-like. The record is from RefSeq and is a predicted model, not a curated record. The transcript has 6 exons. The annotation marks the transcript as partial. Lineage: Eukaryota; Metazoa; Chordata; Aves; Passeriformes; Acanthisittidae.